AUACGGCUCGGACAUUUCCGGUCUGUUUCUUUACUUCGAACUAGCUAUAGUUACAGCUCCUGAGGUAAUAUUUCGCCAUGAAUACCCAUAAGAAAAUGCGUUUUCAAAAACAGCAGAAGAAAAACUCCGAACAUUGUUGUGUUCCGCUUUGUUCGGCAUCAUCGAAAUUUAAUGGUAUUUUGAGUUUCCAUGGCUUUCCAACCCAUCCCGACCUGAGAAGACAGUGGCUGGUGAACAUACGUCGGGAUAGUUUCACCAUCUCCUCUCACACAAAGGUCUGCAGCAGACACUUUGCUACCGAUCAACUCAAAGAGCCAAAGACCCUUGAUGGUCGGAGAAGGCUUGUUAAAGGUGCUGUACCGAAGCUUUUUGAAUGGAAUGGCUAUACCGUUGAAAUACCACGGCGUAAUGUGUGGCAGAGAACAGAGCGGCCCAUUGAACCAGUCCCCGGUGAGGAGCAAGAACAGCACACCGAUGGCACUAAGGAUCACGACUACUGCUCAGUCCCUGAACCGUCUGCACUUGACAUGUCUGCAUCAGCUGCAGGAGACCUGUCCAAAGAAGUAGAGGAUCUGAGAAAAGAAAUACAGGAGUUACGUGUCCAGCGAGAGUUUGGCUUACAGCGGUUUGCUGGCUCUGACGCGGACAUCCGAUUCUAUACCAGAUUUCCAAGCUAUGACCACCUGAUGGCGUUUUGGGGUUUGAUUGAGCCUUCCAUUUACAGAAUGAUUUGGGUCUCAAGAGCAAAAUCGGCUGCCAAGCGAAACGAAGAAGUGGCCACACCUGCACGUCCAUCAACGAGACAGCUGCUCCAGCCAAUCGACGAGUUCUUUCUUUUCCUCGUCUUCCUGUCGGUUGGUUUGAAGGAGAGGGACCUGGCGCAUCGAUUCCACAUACACCAGUCCACAGUGAGCUGCAUUAUUGCAACAUGGACAAGUUUUCUAGCCACUGCACUGGGGUCUCAAUGCAUCUGGCUCACACCUGCAGAAGUGCAAGCUUACCUUCCUGAGGAAUUCCGAGAUUUCCCAGACACCCAGGUCAUCUUGGACUGCACUGAGCUCAAGUGUCAGACACCAUCCUCACCACUCCUGCAAAGUGAGAUGUACUCCACCUACAAAUCUCACGGCACCAUGAAAGGCCUGAUUGGCAUAGCCCCACAUGGUGUAGUCACAUUUGUCUCCUCACUUUACGCUGGGUCAGUGAGUGACAAAGAGCUGUUCAUACAGUCUGGAUUAGCCAAUUUGCUCACGGAAGAAAUGGCAGUCAUGGUUGACAAGGCCUUCCUCAUUAAUGGUUGUGAUAACUGCAAAAUAUACUGCCCACCAUUUCUGUCCAAGCAAAAUCAGAUGCCUGCAUACCAGGUUACUGAAACCCAAUCAAUAGCACGACUCCGAGUACAUGUGGAACGAGUCAUUAGGAGAAUUAAACAAAACAAAUGGUUUGAUGAAAUCAUCCCCCUUUCCCAUGCAGGAAACAUUAGCCAAAUGUUUACAGUGGCAUGCCUGUUGUCAAACUACCAAAACCAGGCAUUAGUUAAGGCAUGGGUUAAGUAAAGCAUUGGUUCCAACACCAGGUUUUUAUAAUUUCAUUUAGUGAAUUUUGUUUAUUCCAGUGGCAAAUAAUUGUGUGAAACAUUCUGUAAAUCUUAUGUACACAAACAUCAAUGUAGGCAAACCGUUGGAUGUAAAGUUCUGUUAAUCAGUUGUUCCCUCUUAACAUUUCAUUGACAUAUGUUGUAUGUAUUAUAUAUUCAUUUGUAAAAAUGAACAUUGUAACAUAUUGUGCAAUGUGCAUAUAACAUAUUGGCGGAAAAAACAUAUGAAUGAAAAAUGAACUGUAACGCUGUGGGUACACUGGACACGCAACUGAAGCGCAGCGCACGUUGAGCGCACGUUGCAACGAUAGAUUCCAUUGUAAUCAAUGGAAGUGGCUACACCAGACGUGAGAGCAGCGCGCAAGUGCUCCGCAAGCGCCGCGCAGAUUUGCUAAAAUAGACCAGUCUUCUAUUUAUAUUUUUGU
Eleginops maclovinus (Patagonian blennie) is the source of this 2019-nucleotide messenger RNA. RefSeq lists its product as uncharacterized. NCBI's taxonomy places the organism in Eukaryota, Metazoa, Chordata, Actinopteri, Perciformes, Eleginopidae. The record is from RefSeq and is a predicted model, not a curated record. The coding region runs from base 78 to 1553 and encodes 491 amino acids. The transcript has 3 exons.